Messenger RNA from Lytechinus pictus (painted urchin), 3057 nucleotides. RefSeq lists its product as uncharacterized. The transcript has 2 exons. The record is from RefSeq and is a predicted model, not a curated record. Gene Ontology annotation, molecular function: guanyl-nucleotide exchange factor activity. The coding region runs from base 1 to 3057 and encodes 1018 amino acids. NCBI's taxonomy places the organism in Eukaryota, Metazoa, Echinodermata, Echinoidea, Temnopleuroida, Toxopneustidae. Gene Ontology annotation, biological process: small GTPase-mediated signal transduction.
AUGGAUUCAGGACUAGCCUGCAACUCGAGAAUACAGCGGCUGCUAUGGACACAGGACUACAUCUCACUGGCAGAAGAAGUUAUCCUUCUUGAAAGUUCUUUUGUCCUCAGUCGGCGAAAUAACCUUCAGUUACGAGCGGUCCAAGUAGGUCUCACGUCAUCUGCCUUGCUGAUUGCCGAAGAAAAGCCGUCCCCACAACCUUCCAAUAAAACUCCUCAGCGCCGUACGAAAAGUUUCGAUACUGAUCUAGAACUCUUCGAGUUGAUAUACCUCUUCCCUCUCGUGAAUGUUCGGCUAUCCAUUCGGACACAUUCGGAAGAGAUCGGUGAACACGUGAUUAGGGUUCGGCUGUGCAAUGGUCUCGUAUGGUAUCUUGAACUCUCGGACGAGACUCAUCGAGAAGAUAAAUGGCAUGAAUGGGUUUGGUGGAUCCACGAGUUGGAAAAGCGCAGGAAACUUGAGAAUAAACAAAAGAGAAGGAAGCACAGAAUGGGCACUCUUAAAGGUCGUAACUCGAAAAUAAGCAAUCUUGGAUCACCAGACAGUCAAACUGUUGCAUCACGAGAGCAAGUUGCUAUUGGUGGCGAUGCUGGAAAGAAAGAUGGAAGAGAAUUAAACACACAAUAUAGAAAUAUCAAUAUGAAACCCUCUGGACCCACUCCCCGGGCAGGAGACCGCAGACAAUCAACAGCCCAUCGGUGGGUCCAUCAUUUCGCGGAGCACAUCAUUGACCAUCACGAUGAAACCCUUGCCGACAACAAUGACGAGCACCACGGGUCAUUUCACCAAAACAGCGGAGAUAUUACAAAGCAUGGCACAUCUUCCGGAACACUUUCAAGCAACCCGCUCCUGUUUAACGACCCACUUUCUCACGGUAAGCUCGACCAUAAGGCGUCCAAGAUGUGGAGUGAAUCGCAUAUCAGCGUUGCCCGUUCAUCUUUUAACAGCCGUCACAGUAAGUCCAAAGGUACCCUGAAAAAUCCCAUGCAUUCCGCCCUUCUACAAUGUGGUGCAGUAGACUCUUUAUCAAGCCUGGAGGACAUACAGAGUGUCGGGAGUCUGGUUUCAAGCAAUGCUGAGAGCUGGACGAACAGGCAUGCCAAGGACACAAGAAAGGGGCUCAUUCUUUCCAUCGAUGACCUUUUCGAAAGAACCAACGUUGAGGCGCAUGCACAUGGUCACGCAGGACGGGCUCGCCCAAUGGCAUCGAUGACAAGAUUGGACAUGCUCCUUGAAAAUGGUGUGUUUGACAACCUAGACCGAACAAGGGGGUUUGGCAUCAACAAGGGUGAGAUCCACCAUACUGCAUCACUGCCGGAUGUCCUUGAGGGAGAAGCAAGCUUUAUUGAGGACAUACCGAAUGCUGACCAGGUUACACACCACACAUCGCUUGUUUAUCUCGACUUGGAAAACGAUGACGACACCCGGACUGCUCAUGUCAUUAACGGCCACGUCAUGCUUCUUACGAAGGAAGAGAUGGAACUUCAUAAGCUGGUCGAUAACUUAAGGAAAAAGAAUCCCGACCCACGACUUAAACGACUUACCAAGAAAGAGAAGUCCCAUCCAAAGAUAGACGAUACACACAUCGAACAUCCUGCUCAUAAGAAAAAGAAAAGAUGGUCCAUUUCCCAUCACUAUUAUGAACAUGAUGAUGGCAACGACGAAGAUGGGCAUGACAAAAUGAAACGUCGCAUGCCAAAGGCAACCGGAAAGAGAAUGAGCAUCUUCUUCACUGGAGCUAACCGCAAACUUCACAUCUUAAAAGAGUCUCCACGUGAGAGUCCGAGUUCCUUGAGAGACGUCGAACCAGAUGACCUUGCUAACGAGCUGACAGCACUUGACGCAGAACUAUUCCUGCGAAUCCAUGAAGCAGAGAUGGUCGGCUGCAUGUGGCUCAAAGAAGAUCGGAACUACCGGGCACCGAACGUUGUAGUGGCAAUUGGAUUUUUCAAAAAGAUCGCUGGGAUGGUGACGAAAGAGAUUUUGACUCCUGCAAGGUCAAUUGAGCGGGCUUCAUCUAUCAAAUACUUUCUGAAGGUUGCUGAUGUCCUUAGGGAGAUGAAGAACUACCAUUCUUUGCGUGCUGUCUUGACUGGUUUGCAAUCUCCAGCUGUCUACCGGUUGCGGGAUACAUGGUUGCUGAUUGAAGAACAAGAUCCAGAAGACUACAACUUGUGGCAAGAUCUCCUCGACUACACCGACGGCGAAAGCCUCACCUUGGACAACGACCCUAGCCUUGAUCAAGCGAUGAGGGCGCCACCUUGUCUUCCAUUCUUGGGUUCUGUGCUUAUGCGCAUCAUCGAUUACUACUCGACUACCGAUAUCAACGGAACGAGACAAGCCCACAAAAUCUACGACGACCACGGAGAAAUUGAAAGCACAAAUAGCAGUGACUUCGGAUCGGCAAUCGACAUUAUCGAAGGGCAUACCCUGGAGGAUAACAAAGAAAGUGACAACAUGGCUCCAAAGAAGGGAAACAAAAAACCCUUUGGCAGUCCCAAGAGCGAACCAAAACUUUUCUCACUGUUUAAAAAAAUCGCCCACAAAGUUGAUUCACUUGGCCAUGUUGGUACAAAGUCUUCUCCGAGUAUUGGCCCUGAUGGAAAGAAACGAAUGAGCAGGUACCGUAAAGAACACAUCAGAAUGCUCAUCCUAGAAUAUGCCAAGCUUGUCGCAGAAGAAAGGGUCAGGGUCAGUGCUCCAUUAAGGAUCGACAGUUCACUCCGUGAGAAACUCCUCAGGGACUUCGAAGGUCGAAGUGGCACCCUCCAUGGUGAUGUCCAUGAUCACUCCCGAUCCAAGCAUUAUUCAGAGUUAAACCAUUUGGCGCACGAGCAUGAUGAUAUGCCUUGGAAACGCAAGUGGACGUCUGAGUUCCAUCUCCACGAAGCACUACUGCAGUUUCAGCUUUCUGCAGUUCAGUAUCAGCCAUGUGAGAAGAGCCAUGGCGUCAGGGAACUCUUGCUGAAGCCAUUUCAUCACUCUGACGAGGAAAAUUUCAAACUCUCUCUCGAAACGGAGCCCCGAGAGAGAUUCUAUUCGGUUCAUGAAAUUUAA